AUGGCGAAGCGCGGGCCGGCUAUGGGGAUGCUGCUGCCCGGGGUCCUGCUGACCCUGGUGGUGGCCCUGGUGGGCCGAGGGGCCGCCGCACCCAACGGCACGCGGCCCGCCGACCUGGGGCACGGCUGGGACGGCCUGGUGGCCCGCUCCCUAGCACGCCUGCCGGUGGCCGCGCAGCCCCAGCAGGCGGCGGCCCGCAGCGGCGCAGGGGACUACCUGCUCGGCCUCAAGAGGCUGCGGCGGCUCUACUGUAACGUGGGCAUCGGAUUCCACCUGCAGGUGCUGCCCGACGGCCGCAUCGGCGGCGUGCACGCGGACACCGGCGACAGCCUUCUGGAGCUGUCUCCGGUGCAGCGGGGCGUGGUGAGCAUCUUCGGAGUGGCCAGCCGGUUCUUCGUGGCCAUGAGCAGCCGGGGCAAGCUCUUCGGUGUGCCUUUCUUUACCGACGAGUGCAAAUUCAAAGAGAUACUUCUUCCCAACAACUACAACGCCUACGAAUCUUACGUGUACCCCGGCAUGUUCAUGGCCCUCAGCAAGAACGGGCGGACCAAGAAGGGCAACCGCGUGUCGCCUACCAUGAAGGUAACCCACUUCCUUCCCAGACUGUGACCCUCCGGAGCCCCGCCUCAGCCUCGGAAGCACACCCCACCCCUCAGGAGGAGCACUUUCUCUCGCUGGAGAACUGUUUGCAAAAACAGGUGUAAGAUAUUUAAAUUAAUUAUUUAAAUAUGUAUAUACGGACGGCCAAUUAUUUAUAAUCCUGUGUAUUUUCAUCUUCUGGGGGAAAACGACCAAAGGAACAAACAAAUCAGACGCAGCUCGGACUUUUUUUUUUUUUUCUGGUUCAGCGGGAUGAACUUCCUUCACUGUCAAAAGUCCAGGCUGUGCUGCUAUUUCAUGCGUCGAGUCUCUAAAACUCGGUGACAUCAGCUUUCAAGGGUGUCUUGGCCUCUUCUGUGUCUGGAAAGGCCUGCCUGGGACCUCUGAGCCAGUGACGGGAGGACCCUGGGCUCUCUCCUUCUGUCGGGGAGCCAGCGUCCUGCAGCAGCCGCUCCCUCACUCAGCUCCCUCUGGUAUGAACCCGGUCGGAUCGGUUUACUCCAGGGACAGAAGCGCGUCCUGGAAGUCCUCCCGCCUCUGUUUUUAGAUCUCCAAGAACUGAUCUUUGAACUCUCUUGCAGUCAAUCUUCUUCAACCUACCGGAUGAGAGACCCUUAGACAACUUUAUAAACUCCUGCUUGCCUUUUUUGGACUGACCAACAGGGCAUGUGGCUUGUAGCCAUUGGAACUUUUGUCAGUUGCCUGGGAAGGGACAAGGAGGUGUGUGUGUGUGCGCGCGCGCGCGUGCGUCACGACUCAAACCCUAGGAAUGAAAUUCUGUUUUGUGAUAGAGGAUGAUAUGACAGAAUGCAUUGUCAGGAUAUAACAGAAUGGAUUUUGCAGAAUUCAAACUAGGGGGGAAAAAACAGGCUCCCCUGAAUUUAGGGGCGCUUUGUGCUGGAACUCCAUCAUUUGAGGGUGAGCUGUCCUUGCCAUGCUGGGCAGCACUCCUGUGCUGUCCCAGGGUGAACACAUUCUUUUCCCUUCUACCUCAGAGUUUCUGGGUCCCUGGUGACCACGCAGAAGGCUCUGCUGGGUGCGUCCGCCUGCUUCUCCUCCCCGUGUAGCAUCCCGCGCCCCGCUGGACUCUUGUCACGUUCCAGCUAUCUUUACCCAAUGAUUUACUUUUAGUAAGGGGUAUUCAUGGUGAAAAUAUGCGCGGCCAGCUGUCGGAGUGCACUGUAUGGUCACCAAGUCAAGUAACCCUUAUACUUUUCUUUAUAUAUUUUACGAAUGUAACCCCUGUCGCUCAGACCAAGAUGGAAGAGCAGGGUUAGCGGCAUUUAAAAAAAGGGGGGGGGGCUGAGGUGAGGGAGAACAUUUAAUUUUAAUGAAUGACUCUUUGGAGUUUAUACAAAAUGACCUUAGCUCCUUCAGUGGAUGCCCCGAAUGCUUCUCCCCAAGAUGUUAAGGCGCUGCUGCGAGGCUUCUGAGCCGCCUCCCGAAUUAACUUUAUGGGAGGCUACAGACAGCAAGACGGGGGAAAAUCUGAUUGGCAUUUUUUUUGUCUUUCACAUUCCUGUAGAAAACUCUUUGUUUGAAUGCUAAUCGGAUACUUAAAAUACUAUUCUGUACCGAGGCCCAAGAAGGAAGAAGCCACGCCCCAAAGCUGAGGUGGGCGCACAUCCCAAACUUCCCUUUCUGUCUGGUGGCUUACCGGACAAUACAGAUUUGGGUGUUUUUUUUUGUUUGUUUGUUUUUUUUUUUAAACAGGCCCUAGACUCUGAGAGUGUUCAGGAGAAGGUAGUUGAAGGUCUUUUGUUUCUUUUUGUUACUUUUAAAAGACUGGGUGUCCUAGCCCAGGCUGGCCCUGAACUUUCUGUGUUGAAAGAGGAUGACCUUGACUUUCUGAUCCUCUCCCCCCCACCACACACACACACACACACACACACACCCUGCUUCCCAAGUGCUGAGAUCACAGGCAUGCCCACAGAUUGAAAUCAGUGCCUGCCAGGCCACUCAACAGAGCUAGAUCUCCCUCCUUUUUUGGGGGGGUGAGGGGUGGGAUCGGGCUUUAUUCAGUAGCCCAGGCUGGCCUCCUCCUGGAGUCAACCAAGUGCCGAGACUGCAGGUGGAAGGCAUCUGCCCUGCUCUGAGGGGUUUCUUGGGAGCUGUGCUGCCUGGGGCAGGCUGCGGUCCUCUCUGUCCGCCUGUGCCUGGUUUCUUCAGCCAGCUCCCUUCCCUGUGCCAGGAGACAAGGCUGUGCCUUUGGAGUUUUGUUGCUGGGAUGAGUGAGGUUUCUGAAUCCGCCCCCUGUUACCGAGUUGGUCUGUAGUUGAUACAGGCGUCGACCCGGAAAUCGUAUGUGCUGUGCACAGUGUGGGUGCCCCAUCCAAAAGAAGCAUUCAGUCAUGUAUAGAGGGGCCCCUGGGGACUGAUGGGGACGGUCGGGAAAGAUAUUAAAAUGGCAACGUGUCAUUUUAAUAAACGUGU
Molecule: messenger RNA, 3033 nt
Organism: Meriones unguiculatus (Mongolian gerbil)
Lineage: Eukaryota; Metazoa; Chordata; Mammalia; Rodentia; Muridae
Gene: Fgf4
Product: fibroblast growth factor 4
Exons: 3
Coding region: 1-609 (202 amino acids)
Biological process (GO): fibroblast growth factor receptor signaling pathway; regulation of cell migration; positive regulation of protein phosphorylation
Cellular component (GO): cytoplasm
Molecular function (GO): fibroblast growth factor receptor binding; growth factor activity
Source: RefSeq, a predicted model, not a curated record